GAGAGUAGGUCCUACAUGAAGAUAUGGCCAAAACCAUUCGCAGGAUCGGAUCCGGAGGCCGGCCUGGAGCCAGAAGCGCCGCGGCGAGUGGGCGGUAACUCGCAGGCCGGACGUGACGCAAGGCGGGGGCUGAGCUGCGCCGGCCGGAAACCCAGCAGGCGGCGAAGAUGGCGGAGAACAGCGGUCGCGCCGGCAAGAGCAGCGGGAGCGGCGCGGGCAAGGGGGCGGUGUCCGCAGAGCAGUAAGAGUAAAUGUCAUGUAAGAAGACCCAAGGACAUUUUGGAGAGAAAGGUAAUUGCUGGCUUCAACCGCCUUCGGCAGGAACAGCGAGGCCUGGCAUCCAAAGCAGCUGAGUUGGAGAUGGAGUUGAAUGAGCACAGCCUAGUGAUCGAUACACUGAAGGAGGUAGAUGAAACUCGUAAGUGCUACCGCAUGGUUGGAGGAGUGCUGGUGGAACGAACUGUCAAAGAGGUGCUGCCUGCUUUGGAGAACAACAAGGAGCAGAUACAGAAGAUCAUUGAGACAUUGACACAGCAGCUUCAGGCAAAAGGAAAAGAACUAAAUGAAUUCCGGGAAAAGCACAACAUUCGUCUCAUGGGAGAAGAUGAGAAGCCAGCAGCCAAGGAAAACUCAGAAGGGGCUGGGGCUAAGGCCAGCUCAGCUGGAGUGUUGGUCUCCUAGGGACCAAGGCCUUUGCAUUUUUUUCUACCCUGACUCCCACUUCUGAUUUCUCUUUAUUGUUAUUAUUAUUAUUUUCUCUGCUAUUGUAAUAUUUUUUGUUAAUUAAAUGUUUUGGUCAGAAUGCUUA
Molecule: messenger RNA, 808 nt
Organism: Chlorocebus sabaeus (green monkey)
Lineage: Eukaryota; Metazoa; Chordata; Mammalia; Primates; Cercopithecidae
Gene: PFDN2
Product: prefoldin subunit 2
Biological process (GO): protein folding
Cellular component (GO): prefoldin complex
Source: RefSeq, a predicted model, not a curated record